Messenger RNA from Psylliodes chrysocephalus, 2355 nucleotides. The record is from the annotation of a GenBank genome assembly. NCBI's taxonomy places the organism in Eukaryota, Metazoa, Arthropoda, Insecta, Coleoptera, Chrysomelidae.
AUGAGUGAAAAAACGUCCAAAGCUCCUUCAGGGGCGGGGGCAUCGGCUCCAAAUAAAAUGAGACUUUAUGCUACUUGGGUUGAUAGAACUCCGGCAAACUGUAUCCCAAGGCUAUGUUCCCUCACACUAACAAGGUUAGUAAUAUUAAGACCUCUUGGUUCUGAAUCUCCAGCUACAGUUUCAAUAGCAGUUAAAAUGCAGUCCAGUAAAAGAACAUUGAGGUCCAAUGAACUGGUCUUGACACAGGGUGGCUUGUUGGAUACCCCUUUAGAUGUUACGUUUUGUCUUCAGUACCCCCAUUUUUUAAAAAGAGAGGGAAACAAACUCCACAUUCUGCUUCAGAGGCGGAAGAGAUAUAAGAAUCGCACAAUGUUAGGUUUUAAAACACUUGCCGAAGGAGUCAUACGCAUGGACCAGGUCCUUCAAAGGCAGAUGGACAUGGAUCUUGAAUUGAUGCCAGAAAACAAUAGCAAAGACAAGGGUUCUGGUCCCAUUGCUAGGCUGUCAGUAUUGCAAUUAAGUUCGACUCCUGUCGAUCAAGAUCACAAGAUCCGAGAUCAUGAUUUCAGUGAUGACGAGGACGAGAUCAGUUCCGGAGAAGAGGAAGCUGCGGAUCUUUCUGACAGCGAACCCAUCCGCAAGUUGCCACACACUAGGCAUAAUCUAAAGCAGAGAUUUGUGUCUUUAUUAAGACGGUUUAAAGUACCAGAUUCUGAAGGUGGAAGAGUUCGUGAUUGCCUCGACAAUCCAAGUGAUAUUCAAGCUCUGUUCCAAGAGUUAGAAUCGUUGAGCUGUGAUGAUGAUUCAGGUGGUGAACAAGAUACAAUGUCCAUAUCUAGCACACCGAAGCCAAGUUUACGUCCUUUUUUUAGUAGUAGCCGAAGUCUUUUAGAUAACAGCACUGUACCGUUUGUGGAGUCGGAAAAAGCUGAAGAAAAAACUUGUUCAGGAUCUGAUGGAAACGCGGAUUUCUGUUAUACAGACCCUGAAGGUCAAAGUGAUCCUCAGACUGGAUCUCCCCCUCGCGAGCAAACAGUGACUUUUCGAAAGCACAUUGGUGAUAAUGAAUUUAGUAACAUUAUGCAAGAACUGAGUGAACGCAAAUCAAAAUUGUUCAGAUCAUCUACUUCCUCUGACAAGAAAAAGAAAAAUUCACUUAGUGUAAGCUCCGAACCUCCUGCAGAAACACCCACGUCUCGAAAAGUAUUUUUAGAAUUAGUAUCAAAAUUACUACCUUCUGAAGAGACUGUGCUUCCUGAGUGUGUUGUAUUUUUAACUGGUCCUGAUACUUUAACAAUACCAAUUGCUGCACGAUUUGGAGGACAAUAUAAAGUUUUUCAGCCCCUGUCAGCUGUUGAAACUAAGGCUGUUCUCACAGCUAUCUUCAGUAAAAUUCAUAAAUACUGCAAUAGCUGUGCCAAACCGAAUACGUUCGUCAAACUACUACUUAUUGGCGGCGACACUUUGAUAGGAUGGUUUGUUCGGCCAUAUGUUGAACUCUUAUCCAGCAAACCAUCCGAAUGGCUGUCCUUCACCCGUGUGUACAUAGUUCCCUUAGGAAACUGCAGCAUAUCAAGACAUCUCUCCACUCUCGACCAGGGCUAUCAGUCCCUUUUUCCUAGUGACCAAGAUGUGAAGAUUGAUGAAUUGUCACAGAGAUUACAACGGUAUUUAGCAGUUCCACCUUCAGCUCCCGUCGCGCAGAUACCUAUCGGUGAGGCCAUGCUCACCUGCCAUGAUGAGAAUAGUCAAUUGUUUAUUCCUUUUAUAAGCGAGGUGAGAGUUGGUCCAGCUGACCAAUCCCAAUCAGUCUCAGUAGAUUUGGAAGACUUGAUCUGUUCCAGUCCCCCAGCACCUUCUCUGACUCCACCAUCAUCUCCCAACGUACAAGUCCGAGAUUCUCCCUGGGAACCCCUCGAACUUCAAGUAGAUUAUUGGCAGUUACCUAAGUUCGGUGAAACCAUUAUUAAGACUGAGAAAGACAAGGCCAAACAGGAUGGUAAAACAUCGUUGAAGGCCGUUUUUAGAGGUCUGCAAGCUUCGCCGACUACUAUGUUAGGUCUCAGUCUUACCAUGCACUUAACCAAUAAGGAAAAGAAACAAAAAAUUAUGAGAUUAGGAAAGAAAAAGGAGAAGGAAAAAGAUACAGAACCUCGCAGUCAGAAUGUAGAGGGUGUUUCAAGACUGAUUUGUUCUGCACGUGCUUCACAUAAUACACCUAUGAAAGUUUACAUCGAUGGGGUUGAAUUCGGUGGAGUGAAAUUCUUCCAAUUGAGUUCCACCUGGCAAACUCACGUAAAAAGCCUGACUGUGGCACUAGCCGGGGUGCCUCUGGCCAGUACCGAAUUGCACUGA